Molecule: messenger RNA, 458 nt
Organism: Amoebophrya sp. A120
Lineage: Eukaryota; Dinophyceae; Syndiniales; Amoebophryaceae
Source: the annotation of a GenBank genome assembly
UACGCUUUUCCGACGCUGCUGUCGUCCUCGGAUGGUGAUGAGCCCACUUCUUCUUCUUUCGAGACCGCUUUCACAAAUGCCGACUCUGAGGUUUACACACACAUUUUCUACCUCCGGACCCCUGCGUCUGAGAUUCUGAAGCGGUGCACAAAAGACGCAGAAACGGGGAAGCGAGUGCGAAAGGUACUACUCGCAGGUGAAACGGUAUCGCAAGAAAAAAGUGUUACAGUUACACAUUGUGUUGCAAGACCGGCAACACAGACAAGCUUUCUCAUGCAGGAAAUGCUUGGGAGCCUCGUUUCCUUCCUGUUUUCCCUUAUGAUGUUCGCAUUACAAGUUUUCUCUGCCACACAGAGAAGAUUUGUGAUGCAGAAACUCCAACAAAUGUGUAGUAACUCUAAGACUUUUUUCUCAUGAUGAACGGAGAUGGUGGACGCUUGGAUGGCCUUCGAGGAAGC